AUGGGCUUAAUUCAAAGUCGCCGCAGUAACGGAUCUCCGGAGUCGGAUCAGACCAGUAGUAACAUCUACAAAUAUCCACCAAAAACUGGAAACUAUUUUGGCAGCCAUUUUUACAUGGGUGGGGAAAAGUUUGAUGCCAUGCGUCCAGACGCCUUCCUGUUUGGAGAAAAUGAAGAUUUGAAUUUCCUUGCUAACAAAUUAUUUUCUUACUCAUUCACAGCUCCACAAACGAACGAACCGAUAAAAACGUUGAAAAGCCUAAUCAACAUUAGGAAAGAUUCUCUCAAGUUUUAUACUAAAGUCUACUUUACGUCACCGCAACUACAACAACAACAAACGACAACACAAACCUUGUAUAAUAUUGAAUUCACUUUUGACUCUGACGUCAAGUGCGCCAUUACCAUCUACUACUUCGCCACUGAGGACUUUGUAGACAAGCAAGUUGUAUACAAGCCCAGAGAUCCCGAUAUGAAUUCAGAAACUUUCCAUUAUAAGAGGGGGUCCAAUCAGGUUUUCAGCCAGUCAACCCACAUCGUCGACCCGAGCAAGUUUCCUGACUCGCAGUGGCAAUAUGACCCAGUAAAAGAAACCAUACCCAUUGUCAUACAGUGCGAUGCCGAAGACGAGGAGCACGUUGGUCACUCGCAUAUAUUAUAUGCUGUAGUGGACAAGAUAGUUGAUGGCAGUUACAUUUUGAGGCCAUUAAAACAGAAGCAGAUGAUGAACGGUCUUUGUUAUCUUCUACAGGAAAUCUAUGGCAUCGAAAACAAAAACACUGAAUCGGCCAAGCCGGACGAAGACAUAGACGAUAAUGGAUCUGAAUGCAUCAUAUGCAUGUGUGAGCCAAGAGAUACGGUCAUCCUACCAUGCAGGCAUCUAUGUCUUUGUAAUGUCUGUGCUGAUAAUCUUAGAUACCAGGCCAACAACUGCCCCAUAUGUCGAGCCAAGUUUCGCGCCCUCUUACAAAUAAGGGCUAUUCAAAAGAAGAAGCCAGCCAGUGUAGCUGCAGCAACGGCCACUGCAGCUGCUCGUGACGUAGGCUCGGGUGACACGUCAUCGGCCCUGUCGACCAAUCAGGAUGGAGUACCGCCGGGCUACGAAGCCGUCUCAUUGGUCGAAGCACUUAAUGGCCCCACCCUUCCACAUCGGGCUAGACAGGUGAUGGUGAUGAUGAUGACAAUUAUUAUUAUUAUUAUUAUUAUUAUUAUUAUUAUUAUUAUUAUUAUUAUUAUUAUUAUUAUUAUUGUCAUUAUUACUGUUGCUAGGUGA
This is a messenger RNA of Helobdella robusta, 1269 nucleotides long. RefSeq lists its product as hypothetical. Lineage: Eukaryota; Metazoa; Annelida; Clitellata; Rhynchobdellida; Glossiphoniidae. The coding region runs from base 1 to 1269 and encodes 422 amino acids. Gene Ontology annotation, molecular function: ubiquitin protein ligase activity. The transcript is spliced from 11 exons. Gene Ontology annotation, biological process: protein ubiquitination. The record is from RefSeq and is a predicted model, not a curated record. Gene Ontology annotation, cellular component: cytoplasm.